GCAAUUUUCUUUAAAGAUUAUACGAGAAAAAAUGCCGGUUCCUUUCGAAGAGUUAAUUUUCUACAACUUUGCAAAUUGACUUUCGAUUAAAGGCUGACAUAACAUUAUAUCAAUACUUAUAAAUCAAUAUGUCGCUAGAAACUAUAGACAAAUGGUUUUUACGAGAGGUAAUGCGGUGGAGAUGUGGUGCUGCCAUUGCCUGGUCUGUGCUCUGUGUGCCAGUGAUGUCCGCACUCUAUAUCACACUGGCCAAUCUUCAGCCACUACAUCCCCUCACCUGUAUAGCAGAUACCAGCAGUUGCAUUCUGUCUUCUUCAUUCAUCAGUUCUGUAACUGUCAUCAUGAUUGUCACAGGCUGCUUCCAGUUCUACACUAAAAAUACAUAUUCAGUAUUGCCCACAGUAAGCAUAUCACGUGUGAGUCACCUCGCGCAGCUCCUCAUUCCGUCCAUCCUCACGCACAUCGCGCUGUGUACGGGGUCAGGCCUGGUGGUGGCGUGGAUCAUGACCUGUCUACUGGGGGACCGGUAUGCUGGCCUCUCCACUCAGCAGCACGGCAGUACAUACACAGUCAAUGAGUACCACAUCUUCCUGGUUCUAUAUGGCGGCUACACAGGGCUGAUGUUCACCGUCUCCCACUAUAUUCACCAUGGCAACCUGGUAGUCUUUCCUCACACCCAGCAAGGUAAGUUUGCUGAGGCUAGAUGCCAGCUGAUACCGACUGCAAGGGCAGCCCUGGGGCAUGUGCUGUGGCAGAUCAAGUACUUCUAUCUCCUCUACUUUCUCUCUGGAGAAAUCUUCCAGGACUUUAUAGCCAGUACUCUGUCACUGAAAUAUGGGCCUGGCCCCAGACUGGACUCUUUGUAUGGCCUCCUGGACGUGGGGCUGUUCUGGCAGGCCCUGCUGGUAGGGGUGUUCAUACAGCUGACCUGGACCCUGGGGGCCCUGCUGUACAAGCUCUACAACACAGAGGGCUAUGAAUUCCCAAUCAGCACAAUGUUUGAGACGUUCCAGAACAAGUGUCUGGUUGAUGCCCUCACCUGCACCAAGCUUCCUCUCCUGCAGGCUCUGGGUUUCCAGGACCUGACCAAGCUAUCCCAGCAUUCCUAUGUGCGUCGCAGGGAGCUGUUCAGUCUCAGUCAACCAGGUGGCCACCCCCACAACUGGAACAAGAUCUCGUCAGUGUGUCUGUCUGUCAUCAACGAACUCAGUGACUCAGUGCAGGAAGUGAAUUGGAAGAUUCUUGCCAGCGCGCCCGUACGGCAGAACAACAAUACGGAGAAAGCUGGGGUCACUACGACUCAUUCUAACGGGGAAACAACUGUGGAAGGAGAGAACAAGUCCACUGUGCGAGAACGAAUCAUAAAUGGAAUCAAGAAGCGAAAAGUUCUGACUUUCUUCACGUGGGAGUCGACAGAGUCCAGAUCUAAGAGUCUCUUUGUGUCGGCCUACGUGCAGAUCUGGGCAGUGGAAGCGCUGGCGUGGCUGGUGAAGGUGUCGGUCACUGAGGACCUGUUUGGCGUGGUCCAGAUGUCCCUGUCUGACAUCAUCUCUGCUGUGCUCAGUCUUCACGAGAAUGUUGAGAAGCACUUGAAGUUGACGGGAGGGGUUGCUAGGCGUGGCCAGCGUGAUACCAUGGCAACCACUGAGACCCUGUACAAACAUCAGCUGCAGACAGCACUGAAGAGCUCCGUGUACAUGAUUGUCAACACAUUUGGAAGUCAGCUGCUGGAAGUGGGUCUCUCUCCAGAUACAGAGAAGAAAUUACACCAGUUCCUGGAGUACAGAGAAUAGAGGGGAAGGAAAUGACAUACCUUAAAAAACUGGGCUUAAUGCAUGUGCAGAAAGUGUCAUCCCAGAUUAGCCUGUGCAGUCCACACAGGCUUAUCAGGCACAACACUUUCCGCCUAAACUUGAUUUUCGGUAAGGAGGGACUUCCUUGAAACUAAAAAUACUAUAAAAGCGGAAAGUGUCGUUCCUGAUUAGCCUGUGCGGACUGCUCAGGCUUAUCUCGGACGACACUUUACGCAUAUGCGUUAUGCCCAGUUUUCUCAGAACACGACUCAAAUGACAUACCUGAAAAACACUGUAAAAUCUGGGCCGAUGUGUUCAUGAUAUCUUAACUUAAAUUACCAUGCAUAUUGCAAGCGUUCAGUUAAUUUUCAUGAAAAUUGCAUGAGUGCGAAGUCAAAACUCUGAGUUAGUGCUAUUCAUUAUGGUGCAAAUUGUUAAAUAAGUGAAUCUGGUAUAGGGAUACUCAAUCAUGUACAAGGUAUAUGGUGUUGUAAAGAGAUGGCUUUGUAAUACAUAUACAUUUAUUUGACAACACGUUCUGUCUUGACUGGAUUUAACAGAGACUUUUGUUAAACUAGCAGUCCUAAAGGCAGAGAGUGAUGUCCCUUAUAAGACUGUUCACACUGCAAUGGAAUCUUGAUUCAAGUUUUCUGUUCUUUUUGUAUUGUUUUCUUUAAAUUAAAAUGUUUAAUUUUGAAAUA
This is a messenger RNA of Dreissena polymorpha, 2494 nucleotides long. RefSeq names its product nucleoporin NDC1-like. Gene Ontology annotation, biological process: nuclear pore organization. Gene Ontology annotation, cellular component: nuclear pore transmembrane ring. Gene Ontology annotation, molecular function: protein-macromolecule adaptor activity. The coding region runs from base 129 to 1793 and encodes 554 amino acids. The record is from RefSeq and is a predicted model, not a curated record. The transcript is spliced from 16 exons. Lineage: Eukaryota; Metazoa; Mollusca; Bivalvia; Myida; Dreissenidae.